GUGGCGUGCGGUGCGCUGUGGCAGCUAUGAAGCAAAUUUUCGAAUGUGUCCCUGCAAGAUAUAUUCUUGCCAUAAUGGGAUUCUGCGCCAUUUCUCUCCAGUUCACCAUGAAAGCCAAUCUUUCUGUAGCCAUUGUUGCAAUGGUGAAAACGGACGAAAAUGCUAAUGAAGAGAAGCUUUUGGUAAUGGAAAGUAACUUCACUGCCCCGGAAGGAACAUGUCCAGGAGGUGGGGAUACGGAAGACUCACAAAGUCAAGAGGGCGAGUUCGCGUGGGACGAGACGAUGCAGGGCUACGUGCUGUCGUCCUACUACUACGGCUACGUGGCGAUGCAGCUGCCGGGCGGCUACCUGGCGGAGCGGUACGGCGGCCGCCACGUGUGCGGGCCCGGCGUCUUCCUCAGCGGCGUGCUCACGCUGCUCAGCCCGCUGGCCGCGCGCGCCGACGUCUACCUCUUCAUGGCCGUCAGGGUGCUCGCCGGCGCCGCCUCGGGCCUGGUCGAUCUUUACUGA
Messenger RNA from Schistocerca americana (American grasshopper), 512 nucleotides. RefSeq names its product sialin-like. The transcript has 4 exons. Lineage: Eukaryota; Metazoa; Arthropoda; Insecta; Orthoptera; Acrididae. The record is from RefSeq and is a predicted model, not a curated record. Gene Ontology annotation, biological process: transmembrane transport; monoatomic anion transport. The coding region runs from base 27 to 512 and encodes 161 amino acids. Gene Ontology annotation, molecular function: transmembrane transporter activity.